Lolium perenne is the source of this 1582-nucleotide messenger RNA. RefSeq names its product WAT1-related protein At5g07050. Gene Ontology annotation, molecular function: transmembrane transporter activity. Lineage: Eukaryota; Viridiplantae; Streptophyta; Magnoliopsida; Poales; Poaceae. The record is from RefSeq and is a predicted model, not a curated record. Gene Ontology annotation, cellular component: membrane.
CUUGGUUCACUCAUUCCUUGACUUGUGAACUUACCCUGCCUAUUCAGCUCAUAGCUAGUCACUUGCUAUCUAGGGUUUCAGAGUAGAGCUAGGGAGAAGAAAUUAAGUCCAACAGUUUGGUCGCUAUGGCUUUCUCUGGUGGUUUCAUGGAGAAGGCCAAGCCUUACUUCGCCAUGAUCGCCUUGCAGUUCGGCUAUGCCGGCAUGAACGUACUCACCAAGGUCUCCCUCAACGGCGGCAUGAGCCACUACGUGCUUGUGGUGUACCGCCACGCCUUCGCCACUGUCGCCAUUGCUCCCUUCGCCCUCAUCCUCGAGAGGAAGGUGAGGCCGAAGAUGACGUGGUCUAUCUUUUUCCAGAUCUUCGUCCUUGCUCUCCUCGGACCGGUGAUAGAUCAAAAUUUCUACUAUGUCGGCUUGAAGUACACAGGGCCAACGUUCGCCUGCGCGAUGAGCAACAUCCUACCUGCGAUGACCUUUGUCAUGGCGGUUAUCUUCAGGAUGGAGAAAAUAGAGCUGAAGAAGGUGCGGUGCCAGGCCAAGAUCUUCGGCACGGUGGUGACGGUGGCCGGCGCGAUGCUGAUGACGCUCUACAAGGGCCCGCUCAUGCACCUGGCGUGGACCAGGCACUCUCAGGCCAGCGGCGGUGGGGAGGCGCCCGCCGUAGUCGACCCCACCGGCAAGGAAUGGUUCCUGGGCUCCCUCUUCGUCAUCAUCGCCACCCUCGCCUGGGCCUCCCUCUUCAUCCUGCAGACCCACACCAUCAAGCAGUACACCGCCCAGCUCUCCCUCACCACGCUCAUCUGCUUCGUCGGCACCAUCCAGGCCGUCGUGGUCACCUUCGUCAUGGAGCGCCGCCCCUCCGUCUGGACCAUCGGCUUCGACAUGAACCUGCUCGCAGCCGCCUACGCCGGCAUCGUGACGUCGAGCAUCGCCUACUACGUGCAGGGGCUGGUGAUCAAGAAGACUGGGCCAGUCUUCGCGUCGGCUUUCAGCCCGCUGAUGAUGAUCAUCGUGGCGGUCAUGGGGUCCUUCAUCCUCUCCGAGAAGAUAUACCUCGGGGCCGUGCUGGGCGCCGUGGUGAUCGUCGUCGGGCUCUACGCCGUCCUCUGGGGCAAGCACAAGGAGACGCAGGAGAAGGAGGCAACGCCGCUGCCGGUGGCCACCAAUGGACACGGUGCCACGAACACGGAGAUGAUCGGCGCCGCCGGUGCCCGAAAUGAUCGUGACGCGACCGGGCCGACGAGGCCGGCCUCCAACGGACGUGGAGGUGGAUCAGCUAGUGCAGUCUGAUGGGCUGAGAUCUCCAAUAAUUUGUGCUCCUGACAUGAGAAGACGUCGUCGUACGAGUGGCAACUUUGAAUUGCUCAUCCACGACGCACGCACUGGUGCCCAUUCGGAUUGGAGCUAGGUUUUUUGCUUGGAAUGUUGCCGUUCUCCGUGGAACUCCCAUGAAGAAAUCUCUGCAUUUCAAACACGCCAAACCAUAGCCACCAUCAAGGGCCAGUGGUGGCUCACAUUUUUGCUUAUAACUAUGUUUGAUUGAUCAAUAUACUACACUACAUAUACUUUUUUGUUACUUC